This is a messenger RNA of Nicotiana tabacum (common tobacco), 885 nucleotides long. The record is from RefSeq and is a predicted model, not a curated record. NCBI's taxonomy places the organism in Eukaryota, Viridiplantae, Streptophyta, Magnoliopsida, Solanales, Solanaceae.
AUCAUUCUCCCCUUCUGACCACUAUGUGCACGUUAGAAAAGUCAGGCAACAUCUUCUAUCUUACGCUUACCGGCGACGAUGAGCACCGAUUGAAUCCUACUCUCAUCGCCACCAUCCGUUCAUUUGUAGCCGAAGUUAAAUCCCAAGCCGUGAAGGGUUCCGUUCUGAUCACAAAAGCCCAAGGCAGAUUCUUCUCUAACGGCUUUGACCUAAAGUAUGCACAAGCCGCCGGUUCAGCGCAAGCUGCCAAAGAUCGGCUACACAACAUGGUGGCCUUGUUCAAGCCGCUGGUCGCCGAUUUCCUAUCACUCCCAAUUCCGACCAUCGCCGCCGUCACCGGCCACGCUGCGGCGGCGGGGAUGCUGCUAGCGAUAUGCCAUGAUUAUGUAACCAUGAGAUCGGAUAAAGGAGUGGUGUAUAUGAGCGAGUUGGAUAUAGGGAUGACUUUGCCAGACUAUUUUACGGCGAUGAUAAGGUCUAAGGUUGGAUCCGCAGCUGCUCGGCGGAAUUUGGUUUUGAAAGCAACGAAAAUGAAGGCGGAGGAGGCGGUGGCGGUGGGAAUUGUGGAUUCUGCGCAUCCUACGGCGGAGGAGGCGGUGGUUGCGGCCGUGAGACUGGCGGAGGAGCUGGGGAAGAAGCGUUGGAAUGGCAAGACGUAUGCAGAGCUGAGGAAAUCGUUGGUUCCGGAAGUGUGUGGAGUUUUAGGGUUGAAAUAUACUGCUGUCUUGCCUUCACGCUUGUGAGAAUCACUUUUUCAUUCAGAAAGUUGCUUUUUUUAAAUAAUAAUUGACCCUAUUUCAUAGGCUUUGAACAACAUUGUACCACCGUAUGCUGUCUAAAAAUUAAUUAUCGAUGUCAAACGCCUACUAAUUUUUAUUUCUAUAA